This is a messenger RNA of Trypanosoma brucei brucei TREU927, 1824 nucleotides long. RefSeq names its product glutamyl-tRNA synthetase, putative. NCBI's taxonomy places the organism in Eukaryota, Euglenozoa, Kinetoplastea, Trypanosomatida, Trypanosomatidae. The coding region runs from base 1 to 1824 and encodes 607 amino acids. The transcript has a single exon. Gene Ontology annotation, biological process: glutamyl-tRNA aminoacylation; translation. The record is from RefSeq and is a predicted model, not a curated record. Gene Ontology annotation, molecular function: glutamate-tRNA ligase activity; ATP binding. Gene Ontology annotation, cellular component: cytoplasm; cytosol; methionyl glutamyl tRNA synthetase complex.
AUGCUCCGGUUAGCUAACAAGUUUACCGUCAAAAUAAGCUUAAUUUCACGGCUUCUUAAAGAAAUCCCCUUUUGUGUGAUGAGCAAACAUGAAGAAGACUGCCAGAAGGCCCCGGAACACGACAAACUAACGUUAACAAAUGCGGAAGAGGGGAAGGUAGUGACUCGGUUCCCCCCCGAAGCGAGCGGAUUUCUCCACAUCGGUCAUGCGAAGGCGGCCCUUAUCAAUAGUAUGCUCGCGUUGAAGUACAAAGGAAAACUUGUAAUGCGGUUUGACGACACUAACCCAUCCAAAGAAAAGGACCACUUUGAGCAAGCGAUUUUGGAUGAUUUGGCAACCCUUGGUGUCACGUGGGAUGUGGGUCCAACAUAUUCGUCCGAUUACAUGGAAUUACUAUACGAGAAAGCAGAUGAGCUCAUUGAAAAGGGUCUGGCCUAUUGUGAUAAAACAACACGGGAGGAAAUGCAAAAAUGUAGGUUCAACGGUGUUCCCACGAGCUACCGAGAUAUUUCCAUUGAGGAGACGAAAAGGAUGUGGAGUGAGAUGAAAGAGGGUUCCGCAGAGGGCCAAGAGACUUGUUUACGGGCAAAGAUAUCCGUUGAUAACGAGAAUAAAGCGAUGAGGGAUCCUGUUAUUUAUCGAGUAAAUCUGACGCCACACGCAAGACAGGGAACCAAAUACAAGGCGUACCCAACAUACGACUUUUGCUGCCCCAUUAUUGAUUCUGUCGAAGGAAUUACACACGCUCUUCGGACGAAUGAGUAUCAUGAUCGGAACGACCAGUAUUAUUGGUUUUGUGAUGCAUUAGGGUUGAGGAAGCCCAUUGUUGAAGAUUUUUCAAGAUUGAACAUGGAGUAUGCUGUGAUGUCGAAGAGAAAGUUGACACAACUUAUUGACUCUAAGGUUGUCGAUGGCUGGGACGACCCCCGGUUUCCGACAGUACGAGCGUUGGUAAGACGAGGGUUGAAAAUGAGUGCCCUAAGACAAUUUGUUCAGGAGCAGGGUAUGUCAAAAACCGUCAACUUUAUGGAAUGGUCGAAGUUGUGGUACUUCAACACACAGAUUCUCGACCCUUCAGUACCUCGGUACACUGUUGUUUCUAAUACACUCAAGGUCCGAUGUGUUGUUGAGGGAAUAGGCGGCCUGGAAAAGUGUGAGAAAUUGCUGCACAAAAAAGCCCCGGAUAUGGGGAGCAAGGUGUUUUAUAAAUCCGGUGUCAUAUUUCUCGAUGCUGAGGACGUUGCUCUUUUAAAAGAGGGAGAUGAGGUUACGCUGAUGGACUGGGGGAAUGCGUUUAUAAGGAAUAUUCGCACCAGUGGCGAAUCUGGAACAAUUACUGAUGCCGAUAUCGUACUCAAUCUUGAAGGCGAUGUGAAGAAGACUAAGCACAAGUUAACGUGGGUUGCCGAAAAUCCUGAGGCAGAGGUUAUGGAGAUAAAUGAGUAUGACCAUUUACUUACCAAGAAGAAGCCGGAUCCGGAGGAAUCUCUAGAUAGUAUCCUAGCCGCUGUGACGAAAUAUACCCAAGAAGUGUACUCUGAGGCAGCGACUAGCGCUCUGAAGAAGGGUGAUAUAAUCCAACUGGAGCGUCGUGGUUACUACAUUGUUGAUAAUGUCAUACCGAGAAAAGUCCUUAUCGCUAUUCCAGAUGGUCGCGAGAAAGUGAAUCACUUGAGCGCGAAGGCUCAUCAUCUGAAGUAUGUCGCAAAGGUGUCGCAGCCCGCAGCGGCAAACGAUUUAGCAGCAAAAAGGGCCGCCAAAGCAGCUAAAAAGGCAGCACAAAAGCAAGACUCAAAAAGUCAGAACAAAGAACAAGCUGUCUAG